GAAUGACGGAGUCUGAUUCGUACCCUGCGUCCAUUACCUGAGACUGUGAAAACCUGUCGCUGCCGUUAGAGUGCAAACCUCAUCGCCAUUGCCAUGUUCACGCCCCAGAGGAAGGCGUGGCCCCACGCGCCGGCGUUUACGCCCAACCGAGGCGGUGUCGCUGCGAGUUCCAUCUCUGCCAAGGGCAAGGCCAUCGCCGACGAUCCUCUGCCGCCGCCUUUGGGCUCUCUGAGCGAAACCGCCGUGACGGUGGGGUUCGACGCGGGUAACGUUGAGGACUGGAAGAGGUUCAAGGAGGUUGGGUUGCUGGAUGAGGGUGUGAUGCAGAAGAAGGACCAGGAAGCGCUCGUCGAGAAGGUCACGAGGCUCGAAAGAGAGCUUUUUGACUACCAGUACAACAUGGGCCUCCUGUUGAUUGAGAAGAAAGAAUGGUGUUCCAAGUUUGAUCAGCUGAGGCAAGAACUAGAUGAAACUGAGGAGAUUCUGAAACGAGAACAGUCAGCACAUUUAAUUGCAUUAUCUGAAGUUGAGAAGCGAGAGGAAAAUUUGAGGAAAGCAUUGAACACAGAGAGGCAGUGUGGGGCUGAUCUUGAGAGAGCUUUGCGUGCAAUGCAGGAAGAGCAUGCCCAAGUCAAGUCUUCCUCCCAUACAAAGCUAGCUGAAGCAAAUGCAAUGGUUGACGGAAUCGAAGAGAAGUCUUCAGUGGUUAACAAAAAACUGCUUGAUGCGGAAGCUAAGCUGGCUGAGGUAAACAGAAAAAGUGGAGAGCUGGAUAUGAAAUUGCGAGAGGUGGAGAUUCGUGAAAGAAUGCUUGAAAAGGAGCGUUUGACUUUAGCUACUGAUCGAGAAUCAUUUGAGGCAACAUUCUACAAACAAAGGGAAGAUUUGAAGGAGUGGGACAGGAAGCUACAGCAAAGGGAAGAAAUGCUACGUGAUGGUAGGCAAAAUCUUGAUGAGAGAGAAGAAAAGGCUGUUGAAUCUGAGAAGUACCUGAAGCAGAAAGAGAGAGACCUAGAAGUACUGGAGAAGAAAAUUAUUUCAUCUAAUUCUUUAUUGAAAGAAAAGGAAGCUGAGAUAAGAAGUAAAGUAGCUGAUUUAGAUGUGGAACAGAAGAAAGUGGAUUCCUUUAAGAGCAUGCUGGAGAUGAAAGAGAAAGAUGUACUUGCACUUGAAGUAAAGCUUAGUGCUAGAGAAAGGGAGGGGAUCCAAAAGCUCAUGGGUGAACAAAAGGCUACGCUAGAUUUGAAGUUGAAGCAGUUUGAGCUUGAGAUGGAACAGAAGCGGAAAUCCCUUAUGGAGGAGUUUAGCAGCAAGGAGGAAGCCUUGGAGCAGAGGGAAGUUGAAGUUAACCAUAGGGAACAGAAGGUUGGAAAAGAAGAGCAGGCCUUGAGUAAGAAGGCUGAGAGAAUAAAAGAGCAAAAUAAGGAGCUUGAAGCUAAGUUGAAAUCUAUAAAGGAGAAUGAAAAGACGAUCAAAAUCAGAGAGAAAGAAUUAGAGAAGGAAAAACAACAAUUGCUCGCUGAUCGAGAGAGCUUGGAGAAUUUAAAUGCUGAACUUGGUAAGAUAAAAUCUGAGAUUUCUCAGCAGCAGCUGCAAAUAUGCCAAGAGACUGAGAAUUUGAAGCUUACUGAAGAUGAGAGGUCAGAGCAUUCUCGUUUGCAGUUGGAGCUAAAACAAGAGAUAGAGCAUACCAGAUUGCAGAAGGACUUUCUUUUGAAAGAAUCUGAAAACUUGAGGGAAGAAAGACAGAGGUUUGAGAAAGAGUGGGAAGUAUUGGAUGAGAAAAGAGCAGAAAUUAAUAGAAAGCAGCGUGAUAUUGAUGUGGAGAAAGAAAAUUUAAUAAAACUUCAAAACAGUGAAGAAGAAAGGCUGAAAAGAGAGAAACAACAAAUGCAAAAUCAUAUAAAGAAAGAGUUGGAGAAGCUUGAAUUGGAGAAGGAAUCAUUUAGAGAUUCAAUGAAGCAAGAGAAACUUAUCUUGUCUGAAAUGGUGAAAAAUGAAAAGGCAAAAAUGCUUCAAGAUUUUGAAUCAAAGACAGGAAAUCUUGAGAAUGAAAUCCAGAAAAGACAGGAAGAAAUGGAGAAAGACUUCCAGGAACAGGAGAGUAAAUUUCAGGAGGAGAUGCGAAGAGAGCUUGAUAAUAUUAAUGUCUUGAAGGAUGUUACAGAGAAGGAAUGGGAAGAAGUGAAGUCUGAGAGGAAUAGGUUAGAAAACGAGAGGAAAGAACUGGAAUCAAACAAGCAGCAGCUGCAGUCAAGCCAACGUGAGAUGCAUGGAGAUUCUGAAAUGCUUAUGAAUCUCAGCCGAAAGGUUAAGAGGGAGCGUGAACGCCUUGUGGCUGAAAGAAGCCUCUUUCUUGAACUUAUUGAGAAGCUAAGGAGUUGCACAAGCUGUGGCGAUGUUGUUAGAGACUUUGUUGUAUCUGAUAUUCAAUUACUUGAUUAUAAGGAAAGAGGAUUUAUUCCCUCAUCUAACUUCCCUCUUCUGAAUGACAAGCCUCUUAAGAACUCCAAUGACAAUGUAGGAGCUUCCGAAUUUAACAAUUCUGGAUCUAGAAAGUCCAUGUCUUGGCUCCGUAAAUGCACAUCCAAGAUUUUCAAUCUGUCUCCAAGUAAAAGAACUGAUGCUAUUAAUGCUUCAGAAAUGGCUGAGAUGUCACCGUUGUUAGAUGUGAAUGUGACUGUAGAAAAAGUAGAUGGACCUGCAUCUCUUCCUAGUAUAGAAGGAGCUAGAGUUAUUCUUGAAGAACAACAACCAGCUGGUGAGAUAGCACAUCACUCUUCACAUACACCACUCCUCUCCUCUGACAACAUUGCUAAAGACAUGAACGAUGAAUACUCUGUAUCCAUAGGGGAUCACAGCCAUGUAGAUAGUUUCGUGGAUGGAGGACUAGAUGAUUCUCAGCAGUCAGUUCCAAGGCAAGGUCGUCGUAGACCUGGUAGAAAAAGCAAAUCUGGAAUUGCUAGAACACGCUCAGUGAAGGCUGUUGUUGAAGAGGCCAAGGAGUUCCUUGGAGAAGCCCCAGAGGAAAUAAAAAAUGUGAGGUUACAGUCUCUCAAUACUGAUUGUAUCAAAGAAGACAGUCAAGAAGACUCCAUUCAUAACGAGAAAGCCGUUGGCAAUGCUAGAAGGAAGCGGCAACGUGCACAAACUUCUAGAGUUACAGAAAGUGAGCAGAAUGCUGGUGAUAGUGAAGGACACUCAGAUAGUAUUACAGCUGGUGGGCGCAGGAAGAAGAGGCAAAUGGCUGCCCCACCUGCACAAGUUAUUGGGGAGAAACGAUACAAUCUUAGACGGCAUAAGACUGCAGGCAAAGAUUCAUCUACACAGAACUUAUCAAAAGGAGCAAACAAUGUGGAGAAAGAAGUAGGUGGUGGUAGACUGGAGAGGGAUAAAAGCCCUGAAGAAAUUGUUGAAACUUCAUUACUAGUAGCUGAGGACAAUGUACAAAACACUUGCCUGGUGCAGGUUCCAACAGUGAAGACUGUGGAGUUCUCAGAUGAUAGAACUGUUAGGUUUGAAGUACCUAGAGACAUUGUUGAUGACAAUGGUGCUGCAAUAAACUCUCUGGAUCGUGUGGAAGAAAAUGGUACACCAGAGUAUGGAGAUGAAGAUGGAAGCACAAGCCAUGAAGUUGAAAAUGAUAAUGAGGAGGAGGAAGAGGAGGGGGAGGUGUCCAUUGGAAAGAAGAUCUUCAGAUUUUUCACAACAUGAUGGAAGUAGUUAUAUCUAUCAUGGAUAUCAAAGUAGAUAUACAAUGUCCUUAUUCCUUAUUCAAGAGAUUAGGCAUGUAAUAUUACUUUGGGUUAGCUUCCAUGUUUGUUGUGGCAUUAUUACUAGCAGUAGCGGAUGAGAAGCAUUGUGCUGCUGCUUUUGUUCUCAAUAACUGUUCUAUUAAGCUGCUUAAGAAAGGUGGAUUUGUUUUCUAAAUAUUAACUAGAGGAGAACAUUCUUACGUUUUCAAUUUUAGUAUUAACGUUUGCAUUGUUAUCAGUAUAAAUAAGCAAUUGUUAUGAUGUUUCAGAACAUUAUUUGGAGCAUGUGCAGUGACUCAACUGAAGUUUAUAUCUGAAAAACCUAAUACAAAUUUUAUCUUACAGUU
Molecule: messenger RNA, 4102 nt
Organism: Abrus precatorius (Indian licorice)
Lineage: Eukaryota; Viridiplantae; Streptophyta; Magnoliopsida; Fabales; Fabaceae
Product: protein CROWDED NUCLEI 3-like
Exons: 8
Coding region: 94-3714 (1206 amino acids)
Biological process (GO): nucleus organization
Cellular component (GO): nucleus
Source: RefSeq, a predicted model, not a curated record